This is a messenger RNA of Helobdella robusta, 426 nucleotides long. RefSeq lists its product as hypothetical. The coding region runs from base 1 to 426 and encodes 141 amino acids. Lineage: Eukaryota; Metazoa; Annelida; Clitellata; Rhynchobdellida; Glossiphoniidae. The record is from RefSeq and is a predicted model, not a curated record. The transcript has a single exon.
AUGGACAUCGUUAAUAAACUCACAACAGCUCGGCAAGAAAGUUUCUGGUACAUGCUACAAUUAACUCAUCUGUGGAAGGAAGAUGACCAGGAAGAAGAUGAGGAAAAUGAAGAGGAAGAAGAUGAAGAAGCAGAUGAGAAAGAAAAUGAAAAAAAAAAUGAGGAAGAUGAGGGAGAUGAUUGGGAGAAGAUGAAGAAAAAGAUGAGGAAGAAGAUGAGGAAGAGGACGAAGAAGAAGAUGAAGAAAAAGAUGAGGAAGAGGAUGAAAAAGAAGAUGAGGAAAAAGAUGAGGAAGAGAAUGAAGAAGAUGAGGAAGAAGAUUAAGGAUAUAAGGAAGAAGAGAAAGAAGAUAAGAAAGAAUAAGAUGAUGAUUAUUAUUAUUAUUAUUUUUAUGAUGAGAAGAAUGAUGAGGAGGAAAAAUGUAUGA